Trichoplax adhaerens is the source of this 1242-nucleotide messenger RNA. RefSeq lists its product as uncharacterized. Bases 1 to 1242 code for a protein of 413 amino acids. The record is from RefSeq and is a predicted model, not a curated record. NCBI's taxonomy places the organism in Eukaryota, Metazoa, Placozoa, Uniplacotomia, Trichoplacea, Trichoplacidae. The transcript is spliced from 4 exons. Gene Ontology annotation, biological process: sensory perception of chemical stimulus.
AUGGCGAUGACACAGAAGAAAGAAGCUAUAGAAAUAAAACCGAGCAAUGAUGUGGCUCCUGUCAGCAGGGAUAAUGAUGAGCAAAAUUCAAAUAAAAAUGAGAUUCAUCUUCCUUGUCUUACGGCAUCAUCACGCGAAAAUAAUGUAGAUAAAGAAUGUGAUAAAAAUUACGCGAAAGAUAAUGAUCAAACCAACACCAGCGAUCCGUAUCAUAAUAAGCACUCUGCUUCUACCUAUAAGUUAAUAAAUUGCCCAUUAGAAAGGAAACAAAUUAAUAACAUUGUCUUCAUUUUUCAACGAAUCUAUGCCAUGGUAAUUUGUAUUUUAUUAUGGUUUAAUGCUGUAAGAUUAUGGCCUAGUCUUUCCAAUUAUACCAAUACAUCCUCGAUGACAUUGAUGGUGAUGUGUGGUUUAUGGAAUCUUCAUAUCGCUGGCAAUGCAUCCUUUUACUUUUAUAUGUGUCAUCACAAGAUGGUCAAAUUCUUUAAGCAAAUCAGUUGUAAACAUGUUAAUGAGCAUUCAGGAUUUUUAGAUAGUGUUGGGCGUUAUGCUAGAAGACGAUGUAUCAUUUACCUGAUUCCAGCAACAAUCUUUGCCUCAUUAAAUAUAGCAUUUCCAAUAUUUGUUCAUUUAUCUUCAUUUAAUGACUUAAAAUCAGUAAUGAGCAUCAUAGCCAGUCCUUGGGAAAAUUCGACAAUCUUUCUUUACUUUUAUAUAUCUUCCAUUCACUUCUAUUGCACCGCAGCAUGGAUCUAUCCCACAGUUUUAUUCUGUUUAUGUUGUUUAAUCAUGGCUGAAAAAUUUCGCAAUUUAACCAGAUGCUUUAGAACGGCAGUUCAAAUGGGCAAUAGCAGUAUUAAUCGAGCUAUAAUAACUUAUCGACAACAACACGAAGAUUACUGUACUACAACAGAAUUACUCUCCGAUACUUUUUCUUUAUUUGUAGCUCAUUUAUACCUUACAAAUCUUGCCCAUGCCUGUUUCAACACAUACCGCCUAAUAUUUAACUGGAACGAUAAUGGUUUCUGGAUGAAUAUGGUCUUGACGAUGUGGCUAGCUAUUACUACUGGUAACACUAUCAUCGUUUCAGGGGCAGCUUCCAUUCUUAAUACAGAGGCACAUUCUUCUAAUUCUAUAUUAUAUUCCCUACAAGUUGCUAACGUCAAUAAUGAUGGAUUGGCAGAGGAAGAAUUUUCACCCGUAGAAGGCGGUAUUUACAGUGGGUUAAUACAAUUGAAUUGA